AUGGCGACCAAGUCUCCGCUGCUGGCGUCGCACGAGGCCAACGUGGCGGUGGCCAAGGACCUGAUCGAUCCAGUGUCCUCCGUCGCUGCAUUCGGCGAGGACGACCGAUCUAUCGUGGCGCAAUGCGAACUGCAGCCUGGCGUUGAAUUGGUGACGCUGCAAAGAGGAGCGUUUCUAAAUGGCAGUUGCUGGCUCGAGCACUACGACGCCGAGGACAAACCCAAGCUGCAGGAGCAGAUCGACUCGUUGCAGCCGAGCGACACUGUGAAGACCACUUUGGUCCUGCUGGCGGAGCUCGCGCGGGGCGAAGAAAGUGGAUUUCACGGCUACAUCCAGCAACUUCCGACUUCCAUUUCGCUGCCGUUCAGCUGGGGUGCUGAAAGCCGAGAAAUGCUCCGACACACCACGGCGCACCUGAUUCUGGACGAUAAACUGGUGCUCAAGAUGUACGCAGACUAUGCCGAACCAUUGAUGAAGGAGUUCUCGACGAUUUGGCCCGCUGAGGUGUCGACGCUGGAGAAGUUUCAAUGGGCGUACUCGAUGGUGUCGUCGCGGGCUUUCAAGGUUACGGACGGCCAGGAGCCGACGCUGCUGCCGGUGAUCGACAUGGCCAACCACGCGGCCGAAAACCCAGCAGCGCACAUCGUGAAAACCGAGACGGGAAGCUUCCAGUUGACUACGUUGCGCAAGGUUGAGAAGGAUGAGUCUGUUACGAUUUCGUACGGAGAUCUGUCGAACGCGCAGCUCUUGUGCCGCUACGGAUUCGUGCUGCCGACUUCUGUGCCCUCGGAUUCCAUCCACAUCACCAGCUCCGAGCUGACUAACGCGUUCAAGGCGUGCUCGCUGAACAGCGAAGAUGAGGAAGAUGAAGACGAAAACGAUGACGACGCGGACGAUAUUCCUCACGUUGGCAAGGGCAAAGGCAAGGGCAAAGCUAGAGCUAAGGCAAACCCUGCCAAGCGCAGGAAGUUGGCCCACCCUCAGGACGAGGACAACUCGCUAUUCUUCUUGCUGCACGGCGACGCCGAGCGAGAGUUCGGUCUUGGCGAUGCGCUGCUGAGUUUCGUGAUGGCGUCCCAGUUGCCUGCUGAACAGCUCUACGACGUGCUGGCCGUGGUUCUGCAAGACAAGGAUAAACGCUACAGCGACGUGCUGUCGACGUCUUCCGACAACUCCGAAAUGAUUGCUAUUCAGCAGCUCAGCCAGCACGAACGCCAAGUUUGUCGCCGCAUUCUGCUGGAGCUGAUGUCGCUGGAGGAAGGUUCGGACUCAAGCGACGACGAAGAGUAG
Phytophthora sojae is the source of this 1290-nucleotide messenger RNA. RefSeq lists its product as hypothetical. The transcript has 4 exons. The record is from RefSeq and is a predicted model, not a curated record. Gene Ontology annotation, biological process: peptidyl-lysine monomethylation. Bases 1 to 1290 code for a protein of 429 amino acids. Gene Ontology annotation, molecular function: protein-lysine N-methyltransferase activity; protein binding. NCBI's taxonomy places the organism in Eukaryota, Oomycota, Peronosporomycetes, Peronosporales, Peronosporaceae.